UUACACUUGUAACGCUGGUAAUGAACGCUCAAAUUCCGGUGGUGAUGUGCCUAUAUAUUCAUGCCCACAGAGUUCUCCUCUCCAACCUCACACCUUAACUUUUCUCUUCUCUUGAGCGUUCAAUCGAUGGCUGCAGCUGGUAGCGGCAGUUUCCAGUGCGGACGUAUUGCCUCGAAGCGUCUCAUGAUGCUCGUGGCCUUACUUCUAGUCUCCUGCUGCCUCGGCCAUGGCUUCGGCGAUGAGGAUCAUGUGGAGGUGGAGGGAAUCAGCAGCAGUUGCAUGGAGAGCGAGAGGAGAGCUCUCCUCGCCAUCAAAUCCGAUAUGUAGGCGACAGAUUUUCUUCUUGGACCGGCAAAGACUGCUGUGGGUGGAGAGGUGUGGCCUGCGACCACACCACCGGCCAUGUCACGGAGCUCGACCUCAGCUACCACGACACAUACACAUUCGUAUACCCAGACCCAUACUUAUACACAACCGAUACGUGGGAUUUGUUUAACGAUGGGGAAACAAUAGGCAUCAGCAAGGUAAAUCCAUCUUUGCAAGAAUUGAUGCAUUUGAAGUAUUUGGAUUUGAGCAUGAAUAACUUCUCCUACGCCCCUGUGCCCAAAAUGAUCGCUUCACUAGUCCACUUGGAAUAUCUCAACCUAUCUUAUGCCAUGUUCGAUGGACUGAUUCCUCCUCAGUUGGGGAACCUCUCAAACCUACACUAUCUCGACCUUCAGGGAUGGUAUGGUUAUCAUCUACAUGUUGAUGAUCUCGAUUGGCUCUCCCGUAUUCCUUCUCUAAAAUAUCUUGACAUGAGCAAUCUCGACCUCAGCAAGGCAACCAAUUGGUUUUACGUAAUUAAUUCUAUUCCCACACUCGAAGUGUUGCGUUUGAGCGAUGCAGACCUGUCAUAUGUUCCAUCUCCUUUGCCCCCUUUUAAUCUGACAGCCAUUGCUACUUUGGAUCUAUCUUCGAAUUCCAACAUCACGUCUGCCAUGCUAAGAUGGCUUUCUAACGCCACCAGCCUCGAGUACCUCCUUCUUUUUCACUGUGGGAGCUUGUCUUCUGAGUCGCUACAAGUUGCUCUAGGAGCUCUCAGUAAUCUGAAGGGAUUGGAUUUGUCAUACAACUUCCUUCAAGGAACAAUUCUUGGAAUUCUGAACAAUGUCAGUAGCAGGGACUUCAAGCAUCUAGACUUGAGCUACAAUUAUUUAUCCGGAGAUAUUCCACAAACUCUAUGGAGCCUUAGACGCCUGGAGUACCUAGACUUAUCAACGAAUUCUAUUGUCAACGUACAUAUCUUAGCUUCUCUGGGGAAUCUCACAAACUUGCGACAUUUAGACUUGGGGGGCAAUUCAAUCAGUGGAGAAAUUCCACCAAUCGUGGGAGAUUCUGUCCGAUUGGAGUACCUAGAUUUGUCCUCUAAUGGCAUCAUCGGAAAAAUACCACAGAGCAUCGGCAACCUCACUAACCUAGUUGGAUUAUAUUUGUCUUACAAUCGUAAUUUUGGACAAAUACCAGAAACCAUUGGGGGUCUUCAAAAUCUGCAAAUGUUAUCUUUACAAUAUAACUCUAUUUCUGGACAGAUACCAAAAACCAUUGGAGGUCUUCAAAAUCUGCAGAUGUUAUCUUUAGAAAAUAAUCGUAUUUCUGGACAGAUACCAGAAACUAUUGGGGGUCUCCAAAAUUUGAAGUCGUUGAUUCUUGAUUUGAACUCUAUUAUCGGGCAAAUACCAAAUACGAUUGGUAGACUCCAUAGCUUGCUGCACUUGGACAUAUCACGUAACAAUUUAUCAGGUCCGCUACCAAAAACGAUGGGUGGUCUGUGCAACUUGACCAAGAUAGAUUUGAGUUAUAACAAUAUUAGUGGGGAGCUAAUCAAUCUAUUUGAUGGUUUAUCCACCUGCGCACAAGGGGCAUCUUUACUUGCCUUACAUAUGGACGGUAACCAUUUAAGCGGUACUAUUCCUUUAUGUAUGGGUCAAAUAUCUCAAUUAACAGAUAUAUUCCUCUCCUCAAACUCUUUGGUAGGUAACAUCACCGAAGCACAUUUUUCUAAUCUCACAAAUUUAAUGGCAUUAGAAAUAUCUUUCAACUCCUUUGACAUAAUCCUACCAAAUGAUUGGCAUCCCCCAUUUAAUGUCCAAUAUCUUGGCAUGAGUUUUUCUCGUUUAAGAGCUGAAUUGCCUGUUUGGCUUCAAACUCAGACACGAUUAACAUUUCUAUAUCUACGUCGAGUUGGACUCUACGGCAACCUCCCGGUUUGGUUUGCAAAUUUCUCAAGAGAGUUGCAUACUCUUGACAUGGGCUCUAACAAUUUACAAGGUCAAUUACCUUUUGCUCCCCAAUCGAUAUUGGAUCUCUCCAAUAACUCAUUUGCUGGACCUAUUCCCCCGAGCUUCGCAAAAGCUACGAGUCUCUCUCAAUUAUUUUUGUAUCAUAAUCAUAUAAGUGGUGGUUUUCUUCCCUUCUUUUGCAACAUGAAAUCACUUCAAGUCCUUGACUUAUCUAACAAUCACUUAACUGGAGAAAUCCCGGUUUGUCAUGACUCAUUCCCUACCUCUCUGACAAGUUUUCAAUUGAAUAAUAACAAUUUGUCUGGAAUAAUUCCUUCGUUUCUGAGACAUUGUUCACACUUAACUGCCCUUGAUUUGGGUGAUAAUAAAUUAUCUGGGAGAAUACCAACAUGGAUAGGGGAAAAACUUUUAUCUUUGAAUUUUCUUAGUCUGAGGUCAAACUUAUUAGAUGGUACCAUCCCAAUGAAUCUAGCAAAUCUCACUUCUCUCCAAGUAUUAGAUCUUUCUUCCAACAAUCUAUUUGGUGGUGUACCAUCAUCUCUAGGAAAUUUCACUGCCAUGGUCGAAAUACAUAAUGUUACCAGGCCAUCGUUGUUUGUCGACUAUUAUUAUCACGGGGGCAUCUUAUUAACCAUAAAAGGAUCAACGGAUGAGUACACAACCAUUCUCUGGCUGGUGACAAGCAUAGACUUGUCAAAUAAUCAUCUCUCCGGUGAAAUCCCAAAGGAACUGACAAAGCUUCUCGGAUUACGCUUCCUAAACUUAUCCAACAAUCAUUUGACGGGGAGGAUUCCAGAAAAGAUUGGUGACAUGAAACAGCUAGAAUCACUUGACUUGUCGAUGAACAGUCUCACAGGAGAGAUACCUUCGAGCUUUUCUGCUAUGAAUUUCCUGGCCCGUUUGAAUCUGUCUUACAAUAACUUAUCAGGAAAAAUACCCACGAGUGGUCAAUUGUCGACCUUUGGCUCAUGGUCAUAUGUGGGUAACAAAGACCUUUGUGGUACGCCACUGCCAGAUUGCCCUGUUUACCAAACUCCACCUGAUGCCAGAGUUAAAGAUGAUGAGAAGCUCGACAAAUUAUUGGAGUACACCAGUAUUGUGGUUGGAUUUGUGGUUGGCUUUUGGCUGUUUAUCGGCACGCUCAUCGUGAAGCAGGCCAUCAGAUUCGCUUUCUUCCGAUGGAUCGACAAGGCCAACGACUGGAUCUAUGUUCAGUUUGCAGUAAAGCUUGCGAAGCUCAAAUCCAAAUGGCAAACAACGACAUGAACUGCCGGACUCGCAGAACUUUGUUUUAGGUGUUACCAGAAUGGUUUAUAUAAGUUCCCGAUUUGCUGCUAUUUUGGGGUUUCUAUAAUAAAAAGCAGAUUGCCACCAGUUCAGCUGAUGCAGGAGUCAAACUAGAAGAAGAUGAUGAUGGAGAUAUGCUUGAAACAAUAAUAUUAGAUGUUACUAGCGUUGUCGUGGGAUUCAUAGUUGUUUCUGGGGUUUCUAUCGGCGUAGUGAUCAUGAAGCAAGGCUUAAGGAUUACUCUCUUCCAACAAAUUGACAACAUCUAUGGCUGGAUGCAGAAGAAUCAAUUGAACUGUGGCUAAGUGCUAAGAUUGUCUAUGUAUACUUUCAUGUAUUUAUGUGUUCGAGUGUUUUGAUUCACGUAUGACCAUUUGGUGUUGCCUCGCCUUGUUUAUUGAACUUGGAUAUGAUUAGUGUUUCUUUUCUUCAUCAACUACAAA
Musa acuminata AAA Group (dessert banana) is the source of this 4012-nucleotide messenger RNA. RefSeq names its product LRR receptor-like serine/threonine-protein kinase GSO2. Gene Ontology annotation, molecular function: protein binding. NCBI's taxonomy places the organism in Eukaryota, Viridiplantae, Streptophyta, Magnoliopsida, Zingiberales, Musaceae. The transcript has 2 exons. Bases 549 to 3548 code for a protein of 999 amino acids. The record is from RefSeq and is a predicted model, not a curated record.